CUGGCCGUGUAUAAGCACCACACAAUGCACGACUCUAAUGCACCUUCGUCCAUAUCCUCUCCACUCAGGCUCUAUUUUAUCUGUGUCGAUGACGUCGUGUGCUAUUUACCAGAGUCUCUGCUACCGGAGGCAAUGUUCACAUCUUAUUUUUCAUGCACAGUAGGCACAUAAAGAUGUUGAGUUCCAUAGCAGCGGGUUGCAUAGCAAGCUACGAGGGGCAUGUAUUCGCCUAAAUACCUAAAUAAGAAUUGCCUGUGUGCGUGAGCAAUGCUUAUAUGAUAUAUAUGUUGAUAUAUUCAUAAUUCUAUCCAUGUAUAUGUUGUUAUUGUGGUGUACCUGCUACUUGAGUUACCUGGUAGAGGAGACCAGCGUGUCUACUACCCAGGCAUGUUGUGGUGGAGGUGAGACGAGUGUGUGUGUGCUACUGUGUCGCCAUUAAUGCUGGUUGUAGCUGCAUCUGGGGCAGCCAUGUCAUCUGUGUUGGAGCCAAGCGCUUCUGUGCUGUCACUGAUAGAGUGCAUAUUUUAUGAACAAUAAUUGUGUGGAAGCAGUGAACCAAGUCUCUUCACAAUUCCAUCAGGUUUGUAAAGUUCAAUCGAGAUGAUGGAUAUGAAGACCUUGACGGCAACAUAGAUAUGGAUAUCACAGACAUGUCCAACAUGGCGAACUUAGGAGGAAAUAUACAGGAAGGCGGAGAUGCGGGAAACAGACCGAAAGAGCCACCCGAAGAAACCUUCACCAUACAACAAGCCAUUGACAACAUUGGUUUUGGCAAGUUCCAAGUUAAGCUCUCUAUUCUCACAGGAUUUGCUUGGAUGGCGGACGCCAUGGAGAUGAUGAUCCUGGCAAUUCUGUCUCCUGCCUUGCACUGUGAGUGGCAGCUAGAGGGUUGGCAAGAAGCUCUCAUCACAACAGUUGUGUUUGCCGGGAUGAUGGCCAGUUCCAGCAUAUGGGGCAGCAUGUGUGACAAGUAUGGCAGGAAGACAGAGCUGAUCCUAUGUUCGCUGUUCACCUGCUACUUCGGUAUCCUGAGUGCCUUCGCCCCCUCCUACAUCUGGCUGCUCAUACUGAGGGGUCUGGUUGGUUUUGGCAUAGGAGGAGCACCACAGUCAGUCACCUUAUAUGCAGAAUUCCUGCCCACAAAAUCCCGAGCCACUUGUGUGAUCCUAGUGGAGAUCUUCUGGGCUCUAGGGGCCUGCUUCGAGGUAGUGCUUGCCUUGAUUGUGAUGCCAACACUGGGAUGGAAAUGGCUGUUGGGUCUGUCUGCCAUCCCUCUCCUCCUCUUCUCCAUCUGCUGUGCCUGGCUGCCAGAGAGUGCCCGUUAUGAUGUUACCCGGGGUCAGUCUGAGAAAGCAUUUGCUACAAUACAACGGAUUGCCAAGGACAAUGGCAAACCCAUGCCACUUGGCCGACUGCUUGAGCCACAUGCACACUCAUCAAAGCCUAUCAGACGAGGCCGGAUAGCAGACUUGUUUACACCAGAAUACAGAAUUACCACCGGCCUACUGUGGGUCAUCUGGUUGGUCUGUGCCUUCUCCUACUACGGCAUUGUACUGCUGACCACAGCUUUGUUUGAAAGUCCAGACGGAUGUCAUGGAACUGAUGUACUUUACAACCCCAACCCAGCAUGUUUCCUGGAGUGCAGGACCCUCACCACAUCGGACUACAGAGAUUUGGUUUGGACAACGUUCGCAGAGUUUCCAGGAUUAUUUGUGACAGUAUUUUUCAUAGAGAAGAUAGGCAGGAAAUACACCAUGGCAGUGGAGUUCAGCAUCUUCACUAUAUUUGUGUUCCUAGUCAACAUCUGCACAACAAGGGCAGUGCUGACAGUCUUCCUGUUUGUAUCCCGAGCCUUCAUUGCUGGGGCCUUCCAGGCAGCUUAUGUCUACACUCCAGAGGUGUACCCAACAUCUAUGAGAGCUGUGGGUAUAGGUUCCUGUAGUGGCAUGGCCAGAGUAGGUGCAAUAGUAACACCCUUCGUAGCACAGGUUCUACUUAAGCAUUCUGCCUAUGCCACUAUCUCGAUAUAUGGAGGAAUGUGUCUGCUGGCUACUCUUGCCUCCAUUUUGUUGCCUAUAGAGACCAAGGGUCGAGAGAUGACGGAUGUAAGUGCUGAAGUAAGUGGGCCUAAAUGAAGAGGCAUGUCAGUGUAAGGCAGCAUGGACCAUCUUGACAACAGCAGAACUUGAAAGCCCAUGCAAACCAGAAACCUAUUGUUUGAUUCAGGAAUAGGAUCAAGACAGAUGGGUGUUGUUGGUUUUAACUUGAAAAUAUGAUCUGUUUAAAGUUUAGAACAUAUAUAUUUUCACUACAUUAUAUUUUGUCUCAGUUAGGAAACAGUGUGAAUAAAAUAUUUGUAAGAAAUAGUAACUUGCAAAAGUAUAAUGAGAUUUUUAUGAAGUGUAUAAAACCAAUCCUUUUGGAGUCAGUGUAUUUUAUGUCAAGUCUUCUACUUCGACAUUAGGUCAUGAGUGACACUAUAAGUAUGAACACCAUUUUCUGCUUGUUUAUAUGAGAACAAAUUUAUGGCCACACAAAAGUAUUGGAUAAAUUACAGGAUGUGUUUAUUCACGUUCAUAUUGCCUGGGAAUGUUACAAUAGUGUAAUUGCCUACUGAAUACCACUGCUUAACUCAGUGUCCUGGGCAAUGCCACUCACAGCAUGGCCUCCCCACGGGAAGGACACUUACAGCACCCACCUUGUUGCCCACACACACCUGUGGACUCACAGCUCACUGGAGCAAAAUCAGUUUUUCUGUUUCCAUACUAAGUAAACACUGUUUUCAGCAGAAGGUUCUUUGUACCUCCCUUUAAAGAAUAAGGCCUAACUUUAUUUGAUGACUUUUUUCCAAUAGUAUUUGCACCAUGUCAGUGUAUAAAAGUAUUAAGUCUGUGUGCUUGCCAUACUGUUCAUGCAAUAUAUUUUGCAAGUGUAAUUUAUUGCUGCAAUGUACAAGAGGGCAUUCCAUUGUGAUGAAAUCCUGUCAUGUGAAAAAUCAGAUGAUGACUUUAAAGCAGUUGCUUCAAAAGGCCUGAACUCUGUUCUUCCAUACUUUAACAUAGGCUGACAAUUAACAGUGUCAAGAUUGAAUUUACCCAACAGGCCACUGGUAUUCUAUGACAGGGAAUAUUGAAGGUGCAUCAUUUUCACUCAUAUUACAAUGUCUCACACUCGAUACAUGCAUGACAAGUAUGUGUAAACAUACCAUGUUACAUAAACAAUGUAAUGCAUAGGCAGCACUAGGAUAAACAACG
Molecule: messenger RNA, 3254 nt
Organism: Haliotis rubra (blacklip abalone)
Lineage: Eukaryota; Metazoa; Mollusca; Gastropoda; Lepetellida; Haliotidae
Product: synaptic vesicle 2-related protein-like
Exons: 17
Coding region: 636-2135 (499 amino acids)
Biological process (GO): transmembrane transport
Cellular component (GO): membrane
Molecular function (GO): transmembrane transporter activity
Source: RefSeq, a predicted model, not a curated record